Messenger RNA from Oldenlandia corymbosa var. corymbosa, 4084 nucleotides. The record is from the annotation of a GenBank genome assembly. Lineage: Eukaryota; Viridiplantae; Streptophyta; Magnoliopsida; Gentianales; Rubiaceae.
GGCAAUAUAAUACUCCCAUCACUUGUAAGUCCCAUGAAAAAAAGAAAGUGGUGAGUUGAGAUUUCUCCCAUUAGGCAUUACCUACUAGUUAGAUUUUGAGUUGAAAGCGGAAACAACACUUGAAAUAAAUAACUCAGAACCACCAAAAAAAAAAAAAGAAAAGAAAAAAAAAGUACUGAGAUGAGGAUGGAGGAUCCGAAUGAUGAUGAACCUGUUGGGGUUAAAGAUGCAGCGGGACAGGUGAUUGAGCUACUGACAAAGGGAUCAACGUUGCUGAAGACAAUCUCCAUCUUAGGCAUGCCAGGACUUGGGAAAACUACGCUAGUGAAUUCAGUAUAUAAUCAUCGUUCAAUCACUAGCUAUUUUCGUGUCCGCGCUUGGUGUUGUGCAUCUCAGACUUAUGAACAUGAGGCCCUGUUGUCCGAGAUCUUAGCUCAAAUCGUGGGGGAAACCAAAGAAAAAGACCUGGCUCAACAGCUUUACCGUUGUUUAAAAGGGAGGAGGUAUCUGAUCGUGAUAGAUGAUGUCUGGGAUGAUCAGUUGUGGAUCAAGCUGAGUCGCAUCUUGCCCGAUGAUAGCCGAGGAAGCAGGAUUUUUAUUCACUACUCGACUUCGUGUCGUUGCCUUGGGACCUAAUAGCACUCUUUACGACCUCCGGCUGCUUUCAAUGGAAGAGAGUUGUGAACUACUACUGUCAAAGGUAUUUGAUCCUCAACAACCCUGUCCUCCUGAGUUUUUGAAUACCUUAAAGAAUAUCGCCAGGAUUUGCAAAGGGCUUCCCCUUGCGGUAGUUCUUAUUGCAGGGAUUCUGAAAAGGACGAAAAGGAAUCUUGAUUCUUGGAGAGAAGUUGCUGUAUCAGUGAUGGAAUUCGACCGUAGACAGGAACUGGGCAUGGAGGAAUUGACCCGCAUUUUGGCUGAGCUAUAAGCACUUACCGGAUUUCUUGAAGCCGUGCUUCCUUUAUUUUGGAUCAUUUCCUAAGACCAAUAAUAUGAAUGCUGUCUCAAAGUUGAUACGGUUAUGGAUAUCUCAAGGAUAUGUACAUCAAAUAAAUAAGCUGGGCAGUUUAGAGCAAAACGCUGAGGAUUACUUAAACGAGCUUGUUGACAGAAACCUUGAGAUGGUAGCCCGAACAAGCUCCCGAGGUGGAAUCAAAGUGUGUCGUGUUCAUGAUGUGCUGCUAGAAUUUUGCACAGCUAGACUCUCUGAAGAAAAGUUCUUGUCCAGGGAACAAAUCCCAGGUGGUGGAGACAGUGGAGAUCUUAUUCUCCAAGGCCCUUUUGAAAACCAAAUCCAGUCUUGCUUGUAUCAAUGCGGUUCAUAUCGUGCAUAACCGGGGAAACAGUUGGCAACCAAGGAAUAAUGCGCAACACGCUCCCCAACAGGCGCUAGAUGGGGGACUACAACCACUCCAACAAGUUCUUCCACUAGAUUCUACUAAGCAAAUUACUCAUAAUGUCGGGACCAUCUACGGUGCGUCUCUCGAGGUUCUCUCUACCAUAGCUUUGAAGGCAUCGGUGCGAGAAGUAACUAAAACUCCUCCCCAAGAGCCUAGCCAUAAACGAUUCAAGGGAACCGAGGCAAUAGUAUUCACCAACAAUGACGUAGUCCCUGGCAUCUGUCCACAUAGCGAUAUCAUGGUCAUUGAAGCCAUUAUCGAAAACGUUCACUUAAGUUGCGUGUACGUUAAUAAUGACAAUGCAGUCAACAUCAUCUACAACGACUGGUUUAAGAAGAUGAACAUACAAAAUUCAAAUUAGCGUCCAGCAACAUUACCACUAAUGCGUUUCUCUGGGCACACGAUCAUUCCUAGCGGAAUCGUCAGACUUCCUAUCACGGUAGGGUCGCAUCCUCGAAUAGUAACCUGACAAGCCUCCCCCCCUCUUAGAGGAGGACUCGCCAUUUCUUCAAUGCGACUGGCUGCUGCAACAGGUAGGUUCUCUCAAGUUUUGUCUUUGAUGAGCAAGAUCAGUACUACUGGCAGGGAACUGUCUCAGAAGUUAUCCACCCCUUUUAAACGAGUCAAACCACCUAGGCAGUUAGUUUAUGGUUUUGUUCUGCAGUACAAACUGCUCACAGUGUUGGAUUUGGGAAAUGUUCGAUUUGGGAGUGGAACAUACCCUUUGGAUCUUGUCAUGAUAGCUGAGCUGGAGCAUCUUCAGUACUUAGCUAUCCGGCUUUACGGAAAUGAACUCCCUGAGGAAAUAGGCAACCUCCAAAAACUUGGAGACUUUUGUUCUAACUGGAGUAAUUGGUAUCAUCCAGGUAACGGAAUCUGUCUGGAAUUUAAACUGUUUGGGGCAUCUCUUAUCAGAUCACGGUUUUUUCAGUUUCCAACAUUGCAGCAAAAACAGUUCUUUUACAAUUACUCCAGGAAAGAUAACAUGAAGUCCAUUUCCAGCCUUCUUCUGCGGCGUGGGAGCGAUGUUGAGAAGUUCAUCUUGAGGAAGUUUCAUGGAAUUCAGAAAUUAGGAUGCAAAUUCUUUGCGAAUUCAUGGGACGAGUUUGCUGGUAGUAGUACUUUUCCAGAGUUGCACUAUUUGACUGAACUCAAAUCCCUCAAGAUCUUUUUCGAUGGGAAGGUCCGAUGUGCCUGUAAAUUUAGUUUCCCAUCAAACCUCACAAAGUUGUCAAUGUCGAAUUCGCAACUGCCCUGGAAUCAAAUUUCAGUUAUUGGGAAGAUGGUGCGGAAUCUUGAAGUCCUGAAACUACUCAACAAGGCAUUUCAGGGUCAAAAAUGGUUUACGGGAACUGGCGAAUUCCCAAAACUGAAGUUCUUGAAGCUAGAAUCUCUAGAUGUUGACGAAUGGGACGUCUCUGAUUCCGAUCAUCUUCCAUCCCUCGAGCAACUGGUAAUAGUGAACUGUGAGAAGCUGGAGGAGAUCCCUUCUUCCGUAGGAGAAAUUUCUACUUUGAAGUUGAUUGAGAUGAAAUGGUGUAGCUCUUCCGCCAUGGCUUCUGCCACACAAAUUCUGGAACUUCAGCGCGAUCUCUCAAAUGAUCAUCUCAGGGUCAACCUCAUUGGAUGUGGAGAACCAAACAUGGACGAAGAACUCUCUAUCGGACAUACUGAAAUUGUGAGACUGAGAGGACUCGAUAUUGAGACGAUAGCUCAAGUGUACACAGUUUAAACGAAUAAGGGAAAAGACAGCUAAUCUGAGCUAUAUAACCUUUUCAGUUAGAGGUGAAGUUUGGGAAUCAGGUCGAAGGCCUAGUCUCGUUUUACUAGACUCCAUUAAAUCACCAGAUUUUUAUAUACCCCCAUGUUGCUAGGAUUGUUGAAAUCGCUUUAUGUUCAUACGACGAUGAUUCUGUACUACCUUCAUCAGUCUCAGUGAAAGAUUUUGCAAACUUUCACGGUUCUACCUCAAAGUGAUCAGGCAGCAACCCAGAAGUUGAAGGAGAGGAGGUUCUGGAAAAAUCACUUCCAUAGAUAUUUAGGUUCCUCGUAUGCUUGCAACUAUUUGAACAAGAAAAUAAACUUGUCAUGUAUUGGGGAGUUGCCAGCGAAUCUUCUGACCAAAAUGCUACUGAGGGGGGUGGGGCUUCAAGCCGGAUAUCAUCAGACCUAAGGCGCUGACACUUUUGGCAUGUCAUCACAUCGGCAGCUAGAGAGCUGAAGAACCAGAAGGAUUGCUUGAAUUUAGUGCCAGACUGUUGCAAGAGGAAAGGUUUGAAGAACCUUCUGUCAUAUUGUAACCAUUUGGUCCGAAAAAAGUGUCCCCUAGGGACACCGCCAUUUGGUUGACAAAGAGUUUUAAGGAAAGCACUGCAAACCAGCUGGUAGAUCAACCCUUGAUUUGCCAACCAAUCGAAACGGUAGUUGUCACCAUUGAUCUGGUGGUUUCUUAGCCUUUCUCACGAGGUAUAAGCAGAAUAUAGAAGGCUUAGGUUGAGUAGUAGGCGGAACUUGUAUAAUACUCUUCGUAGACAGUAAGAUGUAUGUAAGCAGUAAGCUAACUCAAAAUCUUAGGCAUCAUACUUAAAUGAUGGUAACUAUCAGGCUGUUAGGCUAUGUUGCUUGAAAGCAGAAACUUAAUUCUCUGUUUCUUUCCUGAUUUCGGCAUUGGAGGCCAACAUCGA